CUGCCACCUCAAACACAAAACAACAAGCAAAGCAAAGCAGCAGGUGUUGUGCUGUGCUGACUGCAGCUCUCUCUCUCGUUGCUUCCCUCCCUCCCUUGCUUGCUUGCUUCAAGGAGACAGAGCGAGACACAGACACGAGACCACAGAGACAGCGUCAUGGCUGGUGGUGACGUGUGGUCCAAGCUGCGCAACUUGGACGCGUAUCCAAAGACGCUGGAGGACUUUCGUGUGAAGACGUUCUCCGGUGCAGCCAUCUCCAUUGUGGCCAUCCUGCUCAUUGUGGUCCUCUUUACCUCAGAGCUCGUGUACUACCUGUCCACUGAGGUUGAGCCUGAGCUGUUUGUUGACACAUCCCGCGAUGAGAAGAUGCGCAUCAACGUGGACGUGACCUUCCACAAGAUGGCCUGCGCCUUCUUGCAUCUCGACAUCAUGGACGUCUCUGGGGAGAAUGAGCUUGACGUGGAGCACGAUAUCUUCAAACAGCGGUUGACUGAGACCGGCACGCCCAUCUAUGAGGAGCCGGAGGAAGUGGACGACUUGGGAGACGAGUCUGACAGCGCUGUCGGUGCUCUGAAGAUGAUGAAGGAAGGCCUCGAUCCAAACAGAUGCGAGAGCUGCUACGGGGCGGAGAGCGAGCAGAACAAGUGCUGCAACACGUGUGAGGCCGUGCGUGAGGCGUACAGGCGCAAGGGCUGGGCGCUCACAGACAUCCAGGGCAUUGAGCAGUGCGAACGCGAAGGGUGGACGGAGAAGCUCAAGGCGCAGGCGAAGGAGGGGUGCCGCAUCUACGGCCAUCUCGAAGUCAACAAGGUUGCCGGAAAUUUCCACAUUGCGCCUGGCAAGAGUUUCCAGCAGCACAGCAUCCACUUCCACGACCUGAACUCCUUUGGCCGCGAAGCCCUCGGGAAGUUCAACAUGUCGCACACCAUCAACCACUUGUCGUUUGGCAUUGAGUAUCCUGGUGUUGUCAAUCCCCUCGACGGCCAUUCGGAGACAGCAGACAAACUCGGGGCGACGAUGUACCAGUACUAUGUGAAGAUUGUGCCGACGCGGUACCGCAAGGCGCGCGGGCAGGAGCUCAACACCAACCAGUAUUCCGUCACCAUGCACCAGCGACACAUCGACCACAAGGCCGGCCAGACGGGGCUUCCAGGCAUGUUUGUCAUGUUUGAGAUCUCGCCCAUCCUGGUGCAGCUCUCUGAGCGGACGCACAGCUUCUUCCACUUUCUCACGGGCGUCCUCGCCAUCAUCGGUGGCAUCUUCUCAGUUGCUGGGAUGAUUGACUCGUUUGUGUAUCACGGGCUUCGCUCUCUCAAGAAGAAGCAGGAACUCGGCAAGCUUGGUUGAGCAACACAAUCCUCACUCACCUCUGUGUGUUAUGUGUUUUGUGCGUGUGUGUGUGUGUGUGUGUGCGCGCGUGUGCGUGUGUGUGUGUAUGUCUGUGUGUGUGUUUCUUCGUUUCUUGUCUUUCCUUCCCUUCGUGUCUGUGUUUAGACAAAGCAACAAGGCAGCACAGGA
Molecule: messenger RNA, 1518 nt
Organism: Salpingoeca rosetta
Lineage: Eukaryota; Choanoflagellata; Craspedida; Salpingoecidae
Product: intermediate compartment protein 3
Exons: 12
Coding region: 157-1347 (396 amino acids)
Biological process (GO): endoplasmic reticulum to Golgi vesicle-mediated transport; retrograde vesicle-mediated transport, Golgi to endoplasmic reticulum
Cellular component (GO): COPII-coated ER to Golgi transport vesicle; endoplasmic reticulum; Golgi membrane
Source: RefSeq, a predicted model, not a curated record